Cannabis sativa is the source of this 2310-nucleotide messenger RNA. RefSeq lists its product as uncharacterized. The coding region runs from base 1 to 2310 and encodes 769 amino acids. The record is from RefSeq and is a predicted model, not a curated record. The transcript is spliced from 3 exons. Lineage: Eukaryota; Viridiplantae; Streptophyta; Magnoliopsida; Rosales; Cannabaceae. Gene Ontology annotation, molecular function: zinc ion binding; aspartic-type endopeptidase activity; nucleic acid binding. Gene Ontology annotation, biological process: proteolysis.
AUGAAAGCUGAGGAAUGGUUAAGAACAGUGGAAGGUAUUGUUGAGUACAUGCGGCUCGGUAACGGAGAUAGUGUAGCUUGUGCUGCUAGUUUAUUGAAAAAGGAUGCCCGCAUCUGGUGGGAUGUUAUUAAACAAACACGGGAUGUGGCCACAAUGACCUGGGCUGACUUUGUACAAGUUUUUAACAAAAAAUACUACAGUGAAGCAAUACGCUCAGCUAGAGUUAAUGAGUUCACGAACCUGAGCCAGGGUAAGUCUAUAGUUACAGAGUAUGCUCGCCAAUUUGACAGAUUAGCAAAGUUUUCCACAGAUCUGGUUCCUACUGAGUUUCUGAGGAUUCAUCAUUUUACUGAAGGGCUCGACUCCCGAAUAAGUCGGGACAUAGCGAUGUCAGGAGUAAGGGCAACCACGUAUGCUGAGGUACUGGAAAAAGCCCUAGAAGUUGAGUUGUGUGAAAGUCGUAUACAGAAAGACAAUAUAGCAAGGUGGGAGGCCAGAAAGGCCAGUAAUGGAGGUGGUGAUAACAAAAGGAAACUGCCAAGUAACCAACACAACGAAGCCGACAAGAGAAACAAGAUAGGGUCCAAUAACUACAAAGGGAAGAAGCCAUAUGUGGAGUACCCCCUAUGCCCAACAUGUGGUCGUAAGCAUCCGGGAGAAUGUCGACUGAAAGGCAAGACUUGUUACAAGUGUGGGAAACCAGGCCACUAUAAGAAGGACUGUCCGCAAAAGGGUGAUCAACUCAAGGAUGACAAACUUGUCCCAGCUCGAGUAUUUGCACUAACCAGAGGGGAGGCUGAGACUAGUAACACUGUGGUUGCAGGUCAGAUUUCUAUCUCUGGAAAACUAUGUACUGUUUUAUUUGAUUCUGGAGCUACGCACUCAUUUAUUGCUUUAAAGAUGAUAGAUAAGUUAGAACUACCGUAUGUAAACUUUAGUUAUAAGUUCAUGACGGAGUUGCCCUCGGGCGAGGUUAUGAUAUCAUCUAGAGGAGUGCGGGAUGCGCCAAUAUGGAUUGCAGACAAGGAACUUAGUGGAGAUCUGAUAGAGUUGGAGAUGAGGGAUUACGAUCUUAUCUUGGGUAUGGAUUGGCUAUCACGACAUGGAGCAACAAUAGACUGCCGAAAGAGGACAGUGACUUUCACCCCUGAAUGUGGAGAGGUAUUCAUAUUUGAAGGAAUCAAAGUCAAGUCAAGCUUACCGCUAGUUACAGCCCUGAAGGCACAAAGGAUGAUACGUGCGGGAUGUCAAGCAUACUUGGCCAGCAUAGUAGACAAGUCAAGAGAAACCACCCUCAAGCCAGAGAAUGUCCACAUAGUAUGUGAAUUCCAAGAAGUUUUUCCGGAAGACCUACCAGGGCUACCCCAAGAUAGAGAGAUAGAAUUUGUGAUUGAGUUAGCGCCAGGCACAACACCAAUCUCGAGGGCUCCAUACCGCAUGGCUCCCAAUGAAUUGAAGGAAUUGAAGGCUCAACUACAAGAUCUUUUAGACAAGGGGUUCAUUAGACCAAGUUACUCACCUUGGGCCUUCAUGGAUUUAAUGAAUAGAGUAUUCAAGGAAUAUCUUGACAAGUUUGUGGUGGUAUUCAUUGAUGACAUACUCAUUUAUUCAAGGACAAUGGAAGAGCACGAGGAGCACUUAAGGCUAACUCUAAGUAGACUCAAAGAGCACCAAUUGUACGCCAAAUUCAAAAAGUGUGAGUUCUGGUUGGAGAAAGUGGCGUUUCUAGGCCAUAUAGUGUCCAAAGAUGGGGUAGAGGUGGACCCUGUGAAAAUUGAAGCAGUGAAGAGCUGGCCAAAACCAAAAACUGCAAGUGAGGUUCGGAGUUUUCUCGGACUAGCUGGAUAUUAUAGGAGAUUCGUUGAAGAGUUCUCAAAAAUAGCCACACCGUUGACGAAUCUGACUCGAAAGCAACAAAAAUUUGCAUGGACAGAUAAAUGUGAUGAAAGCUUUCAGACAUUGAAAGAUAAACUCAUAACAGCACUCGUCCUGUGUGUUCCAACUAACAAAGACAAAUUUGUAGUAUAUUGCGACGCAUCAAAGCAAGGGCUCGGCUGUGUGUUGAUGCAAAAUGAGAAGGUGGUAGCCUAUGCCUCUAGGCAGAAAGAGCUCAACAUGAGACAGAGGCGGUGGUUGGAACUGGUAAAAGAUUACGAUUGUGAGAUACUGUACCAUCCUGGAAAGGCUAACGUAGUGGCGGAUGCACUUAGCAGACGCAACUAUGCAAGCUUAUCAAUGUUAAAGGCAUUAAAAGUGUCGUUGCAACAGGAAAUCGAGAGAUCUGGAAUAGAAUCAGUAACAGAUAGCUAA